GCCUCAGGAGCAGGAGCAGGAGCAGGAGCGGGGCAAUGGCGGACGGAAGGCCGGGCCGGCGGCGGGGCUCUCCUGGUUGCCCCCCGGCUACCCGGAGGCAGACCCCCCCCGAGGCCUCGCCCAACCCGCCCGGAGACCUGCUCGCCAAGGAGGAGGAGUAUAAACGGUUAAAUGCGGAACUGGAUGCAAAAACACUAGAACUGGUUCACCAGGCUGACAGAGUAAUUAAAGAGCAACAGGAGAUACUGUCUAGAACGAUUUCAUCUCAGAUUAAAUUAACUACCGAAGAAGACGACAAUUUGAGAGAUCUGCAAUCUUCUGGAGGCUCAAUUCUUCCUCCUUCAAAUGCUAAGCAAACAAAGAACAAAAAACAUGCCCCCGGAGCUACAGGGCAGAACAAGCUACAAUCUAGGACUAAGGGAAAGAAAGCACCCUCAAGAAGCGCUGAGUUACAAACUGCUGAUGAUGGUGCCAUCCUAGAAGACAUUACAGACUUUUCUCUUGCAAAGACGUUUAGCAACAUUGAAGGAACACUUGAUGGGGAAGGUUUUUCUAAUAACGUAGACGAUAUAUUCCCUGGUGCUGGCAGAGACAUUGGAUCAGAAGCCCAGAUCAGACUUCUCAAGGCAAAGCUACGGGUUACGCAGGAGGAAUUGGAUACCGUAGUCCACGAGUGCAAUAAAAAGGAGGACAUAACUCAGACUCUGGUGUCCCGUGUUAAGGAGGUGGAGGAAGAACGGGCUAAGCUGCAGCAGACGGCCAGUGCCCAACAGUCUCAAAUGGAAAAAUACAAAACCCUGAUGGAUGAGGCAAGGAAGAAACGUGACGAGUUUGAGCAGCAACUGGCUGCCAUGGAAAAGGAAUUAGAGCGUCUAAAACAAGUUCAGAAACAGGCAUCGAGCAGUCAAAAUGCAACGGAGGUUCGCCUGAAUAGAGCUCUCGAGGAAGCCGGAAAGCAUAAGCAGGAGUUGGAGAAACUGAAGCAGACUACCAAGGAUGCAAACUUUCAAGAAAACCAACAAAUAGAACUGCUAAAAGAAGAGAAAAAAUAUCUGGAAAAAGAGAAAGGAGAAUUGGUGUCUGUCUUUAAAAAACAGCAAAAAUUAAUUGACAUUUUAAAAAGACAAAAGAUGGAGAUAGAAACUGCCAAGAUGUUAUCAUUCUCUGAAGAGGAGUUUAUGAAAAUCCUGAAAUGGGACAAUGCCUCUGACAGCUGAGCGUACCUAAUUACUGUUUCAUUUGCCUGCACUAGUUAGUUGAAGAUGUUAGUACUUGAUUAGAAUUUGUAAGUUUUUUGAAAUGUUUCAGUUUUUAAAGGAUUAUUGCAUCUUGCUUGAGAAUCGAGGGGGAAAAGCUAGAGAAUGUGGAUGAAAACAAUCCGGGCUAAAAAUGUCAAGAAUAGAUAAAGUUACAUUUGGUUUAUCAUUCAGCUGAAUUCUGUUCAGCAUGAAUAUGAUGCUAAAGAGUGUGGUAAAUGCUUAACGGUUUUUGCACAAGAAUUUAAAAAGGCAAAGGAAUCAUUACUUUUCCACACUUCUGUCGUGCAUUGCUGUUGGAGCAUUUUUACUUGUGGCAAUGUAUGAAACUAUCACCAGUCCUAGUCACUGAAAGGGACAGUAACUUUUGUUGUCCUAGUAGCGUAAAAAAACGAAACCACAGUUGAAGAUCGAACAACCUUUUCUAAUGACUUGUCAAGCCCCUGAAAAUUUUCGUUUUGUUUCAAUUUUGCAUAUUAAAAUGUUGCCGAGAGCCUU
This is a messenger RNA of Tachyglossus aculeatus (Australian echidna), 1754 nucleotides long. RefSeq names its product testis expressed 9 (gene TEX9). The record is from RefSeq and is a predicted model, not a curated record. Bases 36 to 1217 code for a protein of 393 amino acids. The transcript is spliced from 12 exons. NCBI's taxonomy places the organism in Eukaryota, Metazoa, Chordata, Mammalia, Monotremata, Tachyglossidae.